CGACAUCCUAAAACGCAACUGUUUGUUUUGGUACAAAUUUUAACCCAUUGAUCAAGUUUUCCAGUAUCUAUCUGGGUCACUGUGACAAAUGAACUUUGUCCCCUACAUUACAUAACUUAUUUCAUAUUUAUUUUUCAUCUCAAGCAAAUCUUACACUGAAAGAAGAUGAUUGAAUCCAUUUUUUACUUGCUAUUUGUAUACAUCUACCUUGUCAGUGGACUUUUUGUCAACUUUCUACAACUAUGUUCCAUGGUUAUAUGGCCAUUCAAUAAAAGUCUUUACAGAAAAGUCAACUGGUGCUUAGUUAGAUCUUAUUGGAGCCAAUUUACUUUUGUGGCAGAAUGGUGGUCUGGCUGUGAUUGCAUACUGUAUAUGCAUCCUGAUGAGAGAGAACGCAUAGCUACAGAACAUAUCGUUGUUACAAUGAACCAUACAUAUGAAAUUGAUUGGUUGAUGGCAUGGAUUAUAGCUGAAAGAUACGAUUUAAUUGGUGGAACAAAGAUAUAUGGCAAGGAAUCCCUACGAUUCGUACCUACUAUGGGUUGGUCCUGGAUUUUUGUGGAGAGUAUAUUCUUAAAGAGAGACUGGAACAAAGAUAAAAAACGUAUCCAUGAUGGUGUCAAGGAACUGGUUGCCUUCCCUGAUGGAUACUGGUUUACGUUGCUCCUUUUUCCUGAAGGAACCAGAUACACACCUGAGAAACAUGAAGCCAGUUGUGAAGUGGCCAGACAGAAAGGCUAUCCUGAACUCAAACAUCAUCUCUUACCUAGAACUAAAGGCUUUGCCUAUUCUAUGCAAGAAAUGAAAGGGAAAGUAAAUGCUGUGUAUGACUGUACUAUAGAAUUUAAAGGUGAUGUUGAGCCAUCAUUGAUGAAUGUAUUAAGAGGGAAGAAAAUUAUUGGACAUAUGAGAAUAAGGCGACAUGAGAUAAAUAACCUGCCAGAUUCAGAAGAAGAUUUAGGAGUAUGGUUACGUGAUUUAUUUAAAGAAAAGGAUGAGUUAGUAGAUGAAUUUAAGAAGACAGGACAAUUUGAUCUUCCGGCUUAUCAUGUUCCUAGGAAAUACAAUAAUUUAUUGAUAUGGCUGGCAUGGGCUAUAGUAACAUGUUUGCCAUUGUUUUAUUUCCUUGGACAAAUAUUUGUAUCGGGAACUUUCCUACAACAAGUUUUCAUAAUUGGUUUCUUUUUGUUCAUGUCUGUAGCAGCCAAAUGGUUAAUAGGAUGGACAGAAACAAAGAAAGGAUCAAAAUAUGGAAUGAAAGAAAAGAAAAAGAACAAAUAACAAGCCUUUUACUGUGAUAUUUUUUAAGAGUGUUACCUCAUAUUGUGUCAAAGUUUUUUAUGAGUCUUUCUGUUGAUUCUUUGGAUAUUUUCAUUUGAUAUGGAAGGAUUUUCCCUGGAUUUAGGGAAAAGUUUUUCUAAAUGGUUGAUUUUGAUGAAUUAUACUUGUAUACUCCUACUUAAUCUGUAUUAGGUUCAACGCUUGUCAUGGCAUACCCAUUUAAAUUCCAUCAGGAAUGGCAAGUCAGGGGCGGAUCCUGCCAUUUUAAAAAGGGGGGUUCCAAUUAUAUGCUCCCAUUCAAAUGUAUUGAUCGUCCAAAAAAUGGGGGUUCCAACACCCGGAACCCCCUACCUCCUGGAUCUGCCAAUGCAAGUCCAUGAAUGAAAGACAACUUUACAUACAUAUAAAAGGGUUGAUUAUGAAUGUGUAGAGAUAUUAUUUGUAUUCAGAUGAUAUAUUUUGAUACAUUUUUCUGAACUGACCUUCAACAGAAACGAUGAACUUCAGUUAUGGUUAGAGAAGGUUGGACAUUCCAAAAUUAAGAGAAACAAAAAUGCAUGUCAUGACUUUUUGAAAACUAAAUAUUUCAUUGAAACCCAUGUCAGAUACUAAACUGAAAUUAUACAAUAUUGACCUGAACACUCUGACCAUUUUUAGUUCAAAUAUUUUGGAAAGGUUAACAAUUCAAGUUGCAUUUAUACUUAAUUUUAAAUACAAGAUCAAUACAUCUUUGUCUAUUGUCAUUUGUUAAUGUUUAUAUUUUUUUAUGCCAUUUUGAGGACUUUUUAUUUUCUAGUUAGAUGAAUUUUACUAUCUUUUAGUAACCAAACAUAAUAUCAUUUCUGUUAGGAUUUUGAAUCAGUAUCAAAAGCAUAAUUUGUUAAAUUAUUUGAUGAUUAUUACUUGAUUUAUUGUUCUAGUUAUAGCUUAAAACCAAAAAAAAUAAUACAAAGAUGCUUCAUUUUAAACAAAGAACUUCAGGAUUUUUUUCUUUCAACAUGUAUUUGCAAGCUAUAGGCUAUUUUUGAAUAAUUUAAUUUUGGAUGUAACAAGUCUUCUGAUUGGCUGACGUUAUUUUGUUAUGAGCCCAUAGACAUAUAAUUUAGUCAUGUGACCGUGACGUCAUCAACGUUUUUUUAUGGUUUUCAACAGUUGAAAAUGGAAUUUAGAAUUAAAUUAGGAGAAAUGACUAAUAUUUUUUCUGUCUAUUCGAAAUAACAUAAAAAAUGUGGUGUACACUGUUAAAUAACACGCUAUGCGCGUUAUUCAGUGUGCACCAAAUUUUUUUAUGUUAUUUCUUCAUAGACAGAAAAAAUAUAACAGUCAUUCCUUAAUUAUUAGAAAAUUACUUUUUUUUAUGGAGACCAUUUGUUGACCAAUAAUUUUGUUGCUCUUUUAGUUAUUGUUAGGUAGUGAUAAUCUUCUGUUCUUGUAAUUAACUUAUAGUGCUAUAGAUAGUAAUAAAAAAAAAUGCGCUAGAAGUAUCUAACCUACUUAAGGUAUAAACCAUUAUGUUAUCACUUUCAUAUAUUUGAUUUUACAUAUUUGAUAGCAAGUUGUGUAUUUGCUAAUGAAUUGUGUGUUUUUCACAUUGAUGCCUUGAAUGAUUUUGUUGAUUUAUGAAGUUAUAAUUGAUAUGUGCUUUUUUUUUUAUUGCAAUGAAUAAAAAACCGAAAUGUUGUUUAUAAAAUGAGUGUUGUGGUAGCAUGAUUGUCUUGAGUGAGGAAGGUCAUGGAUUCA
Molecule: messenger RNA, 3021 nt
Organism: Mytilus trossulus (common blue mussel)
Lineage: Eukaryota; Metazoa; Mollusca; Bivalvia; Mytilida; Mytilidae
Product: 1-acyl-sn-glycerol-3-phosphate acyltransferase delta-like
Exons: 9
Coding region: 166-1281 (371 amino acids)
Cellular component (GO): endomembrane system
Molecular function (GO): 1-acylglycerol-3-phosphate O-acyltransferase activity
Source: RefSeq, a predicted model, not a curated record